This is a messenger RNA of Paramisgurnus dabryanus, 5221 nucleotides long. RefSeq names its product cytochrome P450 2K1-like. Gene Ontology annotation, molecular function: heme binding; oxidoreductase activity, acting on paired donors, with incorporation or reduction of molecular oxygen, reduced flavin or flavoprotein as one donor, and incorporation of one atom of oxygen; iron ion binding. Gene Ontology annotation, biological process: xenobiotic metabolic process. The record is from RefSeq and is a predicted model, not a curated record. Gene Ontology annotation, cellular component: intracellular membrane-bounded organelle; cytoplasm. Lineage: Eukaryota; Metazoa; Chordata; Actinopteri; Cypriniformes; Cobitidae.
UGCGCUUUUCUAGACCGAUAUGGCUAGGAACUAUACUCUCAUUCUGGCGUAAUAUUCAAGGACUUUGCUGCGCAAUGAUAUUACGCAGUGCCCGAAAAUAGUCCCCAGCUAUUGAAACUUAUCGAAGGGACUAUUUUUGGAGGCUUAAAAAUCAUUGCCAUGUUACGGCAGCAAAGUCUUUGAUUAUUGAGUAAAACUCACAAGUUUAACUCUGGGAGCUGAAAAAAAAUGAUGAACAGAUACAGCUACACAAAACUGACAAGAUGAUAUAGAGGAAGGGGAAUAUACAAACAUGAUGACAGGUGGGGGCAAUGACAACUGAACACAGGUAAAAAUGAUAAAACUAUGAUAAAGAACACAAUUAUAACAAUGAACAUGACAAAGACUAAACUGUCACACACACAUUUAUUUCUAAUCCUAUACGUAAUAAAACGCUGACAAUGGCUCGAUUACGGUUUCUUAAAAAAAAACAUUGAGGAACGCUGUUGCGUUGUAAAAUGUUUGCAGCAUCAAAAUACAGUUAGGUGUUUAGACAGAGUCAGUUACGUAAACCUCAUGCUUAAAUAUAUUAACAAAAAUACAUUUAUAGAAAAAUCAAGCUGUCAUUUUACAUGCUCUUGUGUCUGGUGUCCCCUAGCAGGGCUUUAGUUCGCCCGGCUCUAUCAUAGUGCACAUAGUGUCCAAAUCCUUUUGUGGCCUCUGUGGACAGAUUGACACCCUACUGCUGUUGUGUUGCAAAUCUUUCCUGGCUCCUCCUCCUCCAUUCCUCCUCCUCCAUGUUUUGGACCAAAUCAUUUCCUGGCAUGAAUACUGGUCUGUUCAGUUUGAAGACUCACUACAGCUGUGUGUAAAUCUCUUUUACUAUGGUUUUAGUGGAAACACUUCUCCUGAAUGUCUCCAGCACAGGAGCUGUACUCACUGCUCUUCUGCUGCUUUUGGUUAUUUACUUCUGCUUCAGGUCUCCAGAAGAUGACCAAGAACCUCCAGGACCCAAACCACUGCCACUCGUGGGAAACCUGCACCUUCUGGACCUCAAACAACUUCAUGUGAGCCUCUGUAAUUUAUCCAAGAAAUAUGGGUCAGUGUUCAAAGUUCAUCUUGGACCCAAAAAGAUUGUGGUUUUGUCUGGAUUCAAGACGGUUAAACAAGCACUGGUGAACCAGGCUGAAGAAUUUGGGGAACGAGACAUCAUGCCCAUAUUCCAAGACAUCAAUAAAGGACAUGGAAUCCUCUUUGCAAAUGGUGACAAUUGGAAAACCAUGAGAAGAUUUGCUCUCUCAACUCUUCGAGACUUUGGAAUGGGAAAGAAACUGAGCGAAGACAAAAUUAUUCAGGAGACCCGAUAUCUGCGGGAAGUUUUUGAGACUUACCAAGGAAAACCCUUUGAUACAACACAGCCUUUAAAUUAUGCCGUUUCCAACAUCAUCUCAGCUAUUGUUUAUGGAAAUCGGUUUGAAUAUGAUGACCCACAGUUUAAAGAAAUGGUUAACAAGGCAAACCAGAACGUCCUCAGGAUCGGCUCUGCUGUCAUACAGAUCUACAACAUGUUUCCAGUGAUUGGGCCUUGGCUGAAGACCUGGAGACUGUUAAUGGAAAGUGUGGAAAGCAACAUUGCCGAAAUGCAGGUCCUGGUGGAUCGCUUACGGGAGACCUUUAACCCUCUCGACUGCAGAGGAUUAGUUGAUGCCUUCCUCAUUCAAAAACAAAGCUUAGAGGAAUCUGGGGAAAAUGAUUCGCAAUUUAAUGAUCUGAACCUGCUCAUGACUGUGGCCAACCUGUUUGUUGCCGGUACUGACACCACCGGCACAACGCUACGCUGGGGUUUACUGCUCAUGGCCAAAUAUCCUUACAUACAAGAUCGUGUUCAUGAGGAAAUUGACAGGGUGCUUGACGGACAUGAACCGGUUACAGAGGACAGGAAGAAUUUACCUUACACAGACGCUGUGAUCCAUGAAAUCCAGAGACUGGCGAAUAUAGUGCCCUUGGAUCUUCCACAUAAAACCAGCUGUGAUGUCAACUUCAAUGGAUAUCUCAUCAAGAAGGGGACGUGUGUCCUGCCACUGCUGACGUCUGUUUUUCGAGAUGAGAGCGAGUGGGAGACGCCCAACACUUUCAACCCUGAACACUUCCUCAAUGAGAACGGUCAGCUGAUCAAACGUGACGCCUUUAUGCCCUUCUCUGCAGGACGCAGGGCUUGUUUAGGAGAGAGUUUGGCCAGGAUGGAGCUCUUUCUUUUCUUCACUUCUCUUCUUCAGUGUUUUCACUUCACUCCUCCACCUGGAGUCUCUGAAGAUGAAUUGGAUCUCACUGCAGUUGGGGGUAUCAUCUUGAACCCCUCACCACACAAACUGUGUGCAGUCAGUAGGGCAGAAAAACACAACCAUAAUCCAUAAGUCAAAAGUCAUAAUACCCAGCAAGCAACAACCGUCAUUUCAGCUUCUGCAGGUCAGUGGUUCUCAAACUAGGGGGCGUGAGAUGCCAGGCGCCAAAAAUGUAUCAUAAAUUUUGUGUAAUUAAACCUUAAAAAAUAAAGCUACUAACCAACAGCACUACAUUGUGUAAUUUAAAAUGUUUUGUUUAAUUCAAAUUUAAAGAUUGACAUUGUUUUAUGUCAUCAAUUUUCUUUGGAGGGGGGCACGGAUAGAUGCACCCUACCCGGGGAAAGGAGUGGGGGUUGAGGGGCAUGCCGAAAAGUUGGAGAACCACUGGCCUAGCUUAAUUGGGUGAUUCUCAUGAAAUCCAGAAGGUGUCCAGCAUCAGAAUUAUUAAAAAGCCCUUAAAGCCUUUUUUUUUUUGCACAUAUAAGAUUAAGGUCUGUUUAUUAUCAUUACCGCAACAUGAUAUUACUUUAAAUAUAUGCAUUAACAAACUCAUGUUUCGGUAAUGAGAACUAAAAAGUUGUCUAGGUACUAUGACAAACUAAAUUUCAACUUUUAUCUAAAGAAAAAAAUAGGAACUGUUACCUGGUACAUUAACUGUUAACAUUAACGUUAACUAUUACUGUUAUCUUAAGUGAAAUUUUUUUUUUAAAUGUUAGUUCCUUGAGGGCUUAAACAAUGAUUGAAAAUUGUUGCGGAGGAUGAGAAAAUUUUUCUUGGACACAUUUAUAUUCCUUAUUAUUGUCUCUACAUUUACCAAUGAUCACCAAAUACCACAUGUUUCUUUACUGUAAAUGUUUAUAGUAUGACAUGCAUUGAAGCUUUUAAUUUUUUAGAUUUUUUAAUUAUAAAUAUUUCCAUGUCAAAGAACACAAAUCCAGUCAUGGACACGUUGCGGUAAUGAAAAUGUUCCCCUUAAAUGUGGAAAAAACAACAAAAUUGGUUUGUAUGAUGUCAUUUGAAAUCUUGUGCAAAAUAGUACAUGAAGAGAUGUUUGUAACUGUAUGCUUCUUAUUUUGAUACUCUUACUUUGCAUUUACUUUUAUUAUCAAAAUGUUUCAUGACACCUCAUAAGUCUAAUUUUGCGAGAAUCACCCAAUUAUAGACCCAAUAUAGUCUAGCUAUGAGUAACCCACUUUUAACCAAAUUCAAGUUUAUUUUGGCUAGAUGUCGUUUUUGCCAAAAUAGCUUGCAAGAUUAAAUAAACAAGGUGUUUGGUUUCAUUUAUUGAUUUAUUUCAUUUUACUUAUUUUUUGGCUAUGGUUUAUUAAAUUAUCUAUUGUUUAUACAAUUUUAACUGACAGGCCAAAUGUUUCCUUGUUUUAUCUUAGAUGACUGGUCUUUGUUUGAGCAGCUAUUACGACAUCUUUUAAAUGCCGAAUUGCUUGCUGGGUAACUAUUGUAGUUUGUUUAUGGUGCCAGGGUUGCCCCAGUUUAAUGACAUUUUAUAAAAUACAUUAAUUUAUCAUAAAUUCUGUGUAAUUAAACCUCAGAAGAAUGGAGUACUAACCAACAGCACUACAUAGUGUAAUUUAAUUUGUUUUGUUUAAUUCAGAUUUAUAGUUUGAGAUUAUUUUAUGUCAUGAAUUUUGGGGGGUAAAGCGAAAUGUUUGAACCCCUGCUUUAAUAAGAGCCUUCUGCCUCUUGCUGGUUAAGAGCCUGAUGUUAUUUAUUUUAAUCUUUAAAACAAAUGAUCAAUUUAUACUCACUGUUAUGUUCAGUGAUGUAAAGGCUUACAGACUUGAUUCUGAACUCAGGUAUUGAUUUAUGUUAAGUGCAUCACCCAUAUUAAGUUCAAAGUGUAUCCCUGGACCACAAAACCACUCAUAAGGGUCAAAUUGAUAUUAAUAAUAAUAAUAAUAAUAAAAACAAAUAAGCUUUCCAGUUAUGUAUAUGAUUUGUUAGGAUAGGACAAUAUUUGGCCAAGAUGCAACUAUUUGAAAAUCUGAAAUCUAAAGGGUGCAAAAAUGUCAAAAUAUUAAGAAAAUCACAUUAAUAGUUGUCCAAAUGAAGUCUUUAGCAACACAUAAAUAAUGAUAAAUCCAUUUUGCUGUAAAUAUCUUCAUGGAACAUAAUAUUUACUUAAAGGUGCCAAAAGAAUGCCUUGAAAUAUGUUAAAUCGUUCUUUGAUAUCUACAUACAGUUUCACAUGUCCAUUUACAUCCCUAGGAUUUACCUUUAGAAUGAAAUUGGUCUAUUAUUACCCUAUUUAGAAGAGUCUUGAAUAAUAAUGUUGAGCUCUGUUCUGAUUGGCUGUUUCUCAGAGCAGCUCCUUCAGUAGCUCUGUGUGUGUGUAAACAGAUCUUAUGUUUGAGCCUGUAGCAGACGAUAAUACAGAUUCUGAGGAACAAAUAAUUGUUUGAUUGUUAAUGGACGUUUCUGAGUGAUACGUUUUUUUUUCAAUAUGAACCUGCAAAGCGUAACUGUAACGUCAAUAGUAGAACUUUAGCAUAAACGCUAGCAUAUAGCAUUAACUAGCAUAUAGUGCUAACUCUGCAGUCACAACUUUGUUUGUUUUUAGCAUUUUAACAACUUUGUAAUUAAUUUAAUGUGUGAUUUAAUGUUGGGGCGCACAUCUCGACUGUAACGUCACAGUUGGUGUUAUGUUGAGAUUGUUCUGUUUUCCUGUCUUUUGCGUGCACAAGGUUUACACAAAAAUGUGGAAACAAACACGUUUAAGGCUCACAAUAUGUCAUUAUUACCAUGUACAGAGGUCUUAUUAUUCAUCCAUGCCUAGGUAAAUAUAGUUUUAUAUUCUAUGGCACCUUUAAUAUUCUUAAUGUUUUUUGGCAUAAAUGAAAAAUCGAUCAUUUUGACCCAUUAAAUUGUAUUGUAAGCCAUUG